GAGAGUAUUGUCGGGGGCUAUUCUCUCUCCCAGGAACAUGGCGGCGAGUCAGGGAGGUGGUGGUAACAGUGGGGGCGGCGGUGGUGGUGGAGGUGGAAGUAGCGGUGGUUGUGGCGCUGCCGGAGGAGGCGGUGGAGCCGGAGGGGGAGGCGGCGGCGGCGGGACCGUGGUGCUGCCCAUCCCGGUACCGACUCUUUUCGGGCAGCCUUUCCCCAACGGGCCGCAGUGGAACCCGGGGAGCUUGCAGCCUCAACACACCGCGAGGAGCCUGGACCGGGCCCUGGAGGAGGCGGGCAACUCCGGCAUCCUGAGCCUCAGUGGCAGGAAACUCCGAGACUUCCCGGGCAGCGGUUACGACCUGACGGACACCACCCAAGCAGACCUUUCAAGAAAUCGUUUUGCAGAAAUUCCUUCUGAUAUCUGGUUAUUUGCACCUCUUGAAACAUUAAAUUUAUACCAUAAUUGCAUUAAAACCAUUCCUGAAGCCAUUAAAAACCUGCAGAUGUUAACGUACCUUAACAUUAGUCGAAAUCUUUUAUCAACGUUGCCAAAAUACUUAUUUGAUCUUCCUCUUAAAGUUUUGGUCAUCAGUAAUAAUAAACUGGUAUCCAUUCCAGAAGAAAUUGGGAAGUUAAAAGAUUUAAUGGAAUUGGAUAUUAGCUGCAAUGAGAUUCAGGUUCUUCCCCAACAAAUGGGAAAAUUACAUUCACUUAGAGAGCUCAAUAUAAGAAGAAAUAAUCUUCAUGCCUUGCCAGAUGAAUUAGGAGAUCUUCCCUUAGUCAAGCUGGAUUUCUCUUGUAAUAAAGUGACCGAGAUUCCAGUUUGUUACAGGAAGCUGCAUAAUUUACAAGUAAUAAUUUUGGAUAACAAUCCAUUGCAAGUACCACCAGCGCAGAUAUGUUUAAAGGGUAAAGUACACAUAUUUAAAUACUUAAGUAUCCAAGCAUGUUGCAGAAUGGAUAAGAAACCAGAUUCUCUGGAUCUUCCAUCACUGAGUAAAAGAAUGCCCUCCCAGCCUCUUACAGACAGUAUGGAAGAUUUUUAUCCAAAUAAAAAUCCUGGCCCUGACUCUGGAAUUGGAAGUGAUAAUGGAGAGAAACGGUUAUCUGCAACAGAACCAUCAGAUGACGACACAAUCAGCCUUCACUCUCAAGUCUCAGAAUCAAAUAGAGAGCAGACAUCAAGAAACGAUAGUCACUCCGUUGGAAGUAAACCUGAUUCUCAGAAAGACCAGGAGGUGUAUGAUUUUAUUGACCACAACACAGAAGAUGUAGCAGUUCCCGAACAAGGAGAUGCACAUAUUGGAUCCUUUGUCUCUUUCCUUAAGGGAAAAGAAAAAGGUCCUGAAAAAUCUCAGAAAAAUGAAGAAUUAGGAGAUGAGAAAAGACUUGGAAAAGAACUUGCAGAGGAAGAAGAUGAUGAUUUGAAGGAAGUAACUGAUUUGAAGAAAGUAGCCGCUCAGUUACUGCAUCAAGAGCAAAAGAACAGGAUUCUUAAUCAUUCAACUUCUGUUACAAGAAACAAGACAAAAGAAAAUGUGGAAUGCGAAAAGAGUGUCUCAGCAGAUGAAGUUAAUUCACCAUUAUCACCACUCACAUGGCAGCCCUUAGAAAAUCAGAAAGAUCAAACAGAUGAACAACCGUGGCCAGAAUCUCAACCUAUAAUCUGGCAGAGUGAAGAAAGGAGGCGGAGCAAACAGAUUAGAAAAGAAUAUUUCAAGUAUAAAUCAUCAAGGAAGAGUUCAAGUGGCAAUGAAAAUGAUGAGCAAGACAGUGAUAAUGCUAACAUGUCACCACAAUCUCCAGUAUCAUCUGAGGAAUAUGAUAGAACUGAUGGUUUUUCACAUGGUCCUUUUGGCUUGAAGCCAAGAUCAGCUUUUAGCCGCUCAUCUCGCCAAGAAUAUGGGGCAGCAGAUCCUGGAUUUACAAUGAGAAGAAAGAUGGAACAUUUACGGGAAGAAAGAGAGCAAAUACGACAACUUCGCAAUAAUCUCGAAUCCAAGUUGAAAGUAAUUUUGCCUGAUGACAUUGGAGCUGCACUGAUGGAUGGGGUUGUUCUUUGCCAUUUAGCCAAUCAUAUAAGGCCACGCUCUGUAGCUAGUAUUCAUGUGCCAUCACCAGCUGUGCCUAAACUGAGCAUGGCAAAAUGUCGAAGAAAUGUAGAAAAUUUUCUUGAUGCUUGUAAAAAGUUGGGUGUUUCACAGGAAAGACUCUGUUUGCCUCAUCAUAUUUUGGAAGAAAGAGGUCUUGUGAAAGUUGGUGUCACAGUUCAGGCUCUUCUUGAAUUACCUACAACCAAGGCAUCUCAGCUUUCUAUGGCUUAAUAUAACAUUUAAAAGUCAUAAGUGUAUAAUUUCAUUUAUUUGAAGUUAUUUCAAAUAUCUCAAAUUCAUGAAUAAGACUGUCUAAUUAAAAAUUUAUUAGAUCAAGCCUUAGUUUAAAAAAUUUUGUUAAAUUAAAAAAUCAAAUUGAUGCUAAAUUUAAAAUAUGAUUUCAAUUUAACAAUUCCAUUAGGUUUACUUUUUUAAUGUAGCAUACAUACCAGUUAACGUCUGGAUAAGGUAAUCUUUUUUUUUUUUUUUUUUUUUUACCAAUUUAAGCAAUUCUACAUUUGAGUUAUUUAAUACACUUCUAAUUCUAGUUUAUAUACAAUUUCUUUAAUCUUUGGUCUUAGUUUUCUAGAAAAAAAUGAGUAGAGAAUACAGAAUUACGACUUUAUAUUAAAUUCUUUUAGUAUUAUAGGUUGUUGCCAAAAUAUUUUCAGUUGUACUGUAGAUUGUUUACAUGUGAAGUGCCUGUGUAAUUGAUGACUCUUUUAUAGUCUUAAACAUUUUUGCAAUUUCUUUUUAUGUAUUAAUGGAAUCAGUGAAACUUUAAAAUAUUUUAGUAGAUUUUGUAGUGUCAGUAAUAUGUGAGGAUUUAAAUGUGCCUCACAUUGUGAUAUUUGUGUUUUUAAUUUAGUCCAUUGCAAUUUUCCUUAAAUUGGUUAUUUCAUGUUGUCAAAAAGCAAUAUUAAUAUGCUUAAUUUAUGCUAUUUAAUUUUGCAAAACUUAAUCAUCUUUUAAAAUCUAUUGUUUGAAGAGUAUUUUAUUUCUGUAUUGAAAAUGUUACACAAAGCAGUAAGCUUUUUGAGAACUAGCAAAGUACUAAUUAUCAAGUACAUUUUUAUAAAACUGCCAAAGUUUGGGUUUAUAUCUUGACUUUUAAGAACAUUACAUCAGUGUGCUGCUUUUAGUUAUAUUCAGAUCCAGAGAGCAACAAUUGAGGAAUAGGUUUAUAUUCAAAAUCUGGCCAUAUGUGGAGCCUCUAAAUGUUAUGAUCCUCAACUAACAUGAUGUUGAAUUAAACACAGACCAUUCCAUGAAUAUUUUCAUAAGUGUACUGUUACAUAAAGUCUUUGUUUAAUUUUGAGUUGGAUAAAUUUACUUUGGUAGUAGUGCAGGAAUUUUUCAAAAACAUUACUGUGAUGAAUAACUGUUUCCUAUAGAAGAACCUUAGUCUAAUUACUUUUAUAGUAGCCAAGCAAGUAUCAUAUCUUAAAUAUGUGAUUAUUUGCACUUGUUACCUCCUAAAAUGUAUGCAACUUAUUAAAAAUGUUGGCCUGGGUGUUUCAGAGGGUAUAUAGAAAAGACAAAAACUAUUGUGCCAAAUGGUUUAAUAAGGGCUGAUUUAUAAACAACUCUAAUAUUUUGAAUCAGUUGGCAUGAAGCCAUAUAAUUAAAAUUUAGCUUUAGCACAUAGAUGUGUUUUUUUUACAUUCCCCAAGUGUCAAAUUGAAGCGUUUAAAUAAUUUAAAGGUUCCUAUGACUAUAUGGUUUAAAAUUAAAUUAGUUAUUACUUUCAGUUGGAUCUAAAAAAAAAAAACCUUCAUUGACAUAAUCUCCUAGUGAAAAUUUGAGUAAUAAAGGUAAAAAAUGACAAAUGAGUGCUUCAGUUGUUAGUUUCUAUUGUAUAAAUUUGAUAAUGCUACAAAUAAAAUGACCAUUAAAAGCUAAAACAGUUAUUCGUACUGCUUUCAUAGUUAUGCUAUAGGAUUCUUCUUAUUAAGCAAUCUAGAUUUUAAUUGUUUUAUAAGUAUUUUCCUGUUUCAUUGUCAUUGAAAUAUUAGUGAAAUUAUAGGCCAUGUCCUUAUUGCAUUUCACUUACGUGUCAAUUAAUUUUUGCUUUAAAGAGAAACUACCCUAGAACCCCAUUGUAGCAUUUUUUACUACAGAGCAAAAUUCUACCUUGAAUGGGUCCAUCUGAAGUCCAUUCCAUGGAAUUUUAUUUUACUAUAGUGCCAAAAGGCAGCACCACCUCUAAGGCAGUUUCACAGCCUAGUACCCAAGGACACAUUGUAUCAAGGCUUUGAUGUAUUUUUUUUUUAGUAGCUUUUUGAAUAAUUGUAAAUUUUUUAUGGUCAUUAUAUAUUUACUUCAUCAGUUUUGAAUUGAGAAUGAUUAUCAUUAUUUGAAUUGGAUAUGUGAUUUGAAGAGGAUUAAAUAAUCAAACAAAUAUUUUAUUAGGCCCUAAAAAUGCAGUACAUAGCUACUUCUGCUAAAUUUUAUUACUGUAUGGCACAAGAAAGAAGUGAUGUUGGAUAAGUUAGAAUUGAAAUAAAGAGUGAAAAUGCAUUACCAUUUGUUUAAUAGUUAUCUUUACAGAAUACUAGUUUAUUGACUUUUCUAACAGAAUUUUUUGAAGAAUUCAGAAAUGUUUGUAUUGGUCACAGAUCUAUCAUGAUUGAUUUUUUUCUGAUGCAUUUAAAGUAAAUGGAACCCUAAAUGUAUAAUACCGAUGCAAACUGUGGAUAAAUAAAGUUGAAUGAAAAAAUUCA
Messenger RNA from Myotis daubentonii (Daubenton's bat), 4815 nucleotides. It is a transcript of the gene LRCH2, whose product is annotated as leucine rich repeats and calponin homology domain containing 2. Gene Ontology annotation, molecular function: protein binding. Gene Ontology annotation, cellular component: cytoplasm. The record is from RefSeq and is a predicted model, not a curated record. NCBI's taxonomy places the organism in Eukaryota, Metazoa, Chordata, Mammalia, Chiroptera, Vespertilionidae.